Dissoconium aciculare CBS 342.82 is the source of this 1053-nucleotide messenger RNA. RefSeq lists its product as uncharacterized. The transcript has a single exon. Gene Ontology annotation, molecular function: protein binding. The record is from RefSeq and is a predicted model, not a curated record. NCBI's taxonomy places the organism in Eukaryota, Fungi, Ascomycota, Dothideomycetes, Mycosphaerellales, Dissoconiaceae. The annotation marks the transcript as partial.
AUGCAAUUCGAAUCGCUCCCAACCGAGAUUGUGACGCACGUCUUUCUUUCACUCAGAGAUAUCGCAUCUGUGAGCGCAUUGGCCUCGACUUGCCAUCGCUUCAACGACAUCUUCAAUUCGUCCAAGCGGCUACUCAUCUUACUGGAGGCUGCAGAUGCCGAGCACGGUCCCGUGGAAGAUAUCUUACAACUCUUGACGCAAAAUGCGUCUCAGCCUGCCCAUGUUCGACGACAUGUGCCCGUUUCCGAAGUACUCCUGCAGCAGGUCAUCAAGACGGGCCGCAUCGCACAGCGCUACGAGGAGAUCUACCCGCUCAAGAAAUGGAAGGACGACUAUUCUAACCGUCGGCUGCUCACCGAGCUCGAGCGCCACAGGCUCCGCCGGGCAAUCUACCGGAUCUGGCUAUACACUCGCGCCUUCCACAAUUCGUCGCACCUGCGCACGACGCGGUGCAUUCCCGCCGUCGUGCGCGAACGCGCCGCCCUCCUCCAGAACUUCCCGACCGACGAACUCGCCGAAAUGCACGACGCCCACGUCCUGCUCCGCGAGCUCAUCGCGAACAAAAUCUGCCCCUCCAACGGCAAAAUCCGACACCGCUUCCGCAAGCGCCAUCCUGAAACCCUGCAUCACCACCACCAAUCCCUCCUCGUCAACAUCCACCUCAACUAUCCACCCCCUCCUCUCUCCGUCGCCGCGACGAGCUUCGCCGACCGCUACCAUCCAAAACCCUACGGCGCCUCCUACUCCCACCUCCUUUCCUCGCCCUCCGCCCGGCUCGCCGCGGACCCCAGCGGCAGCGCCGAGGGCUGGGGUGACGACAUCACGCACUACUACGUCGUCGAGGACAUGCUGAAGCUGUCGCCGGAGACGAUUCUACUCUUGCGCGACGCGGGUCUUCCGCGUGCGGACAUCGAGGCGCACGUCAGGGCUCUGGGGGACUGGUUCACCAACAAUGGCGAGACGUUCGCGGAGACUUUGGCGAACGUUGUGAGGGGACGAGGGAUGGAGUGGGAGGCUUUCGGGGAGGCAGUGGAGGGACGUGGGUUGGGCGUU